Racocetra persica is the source of this 710-nucleotide messenger RNA. The record is from the annotation of a GenBank genome assembly. Lineage: Eukaryota; Fungi; Glomeromycota; Glomeromycetes; Diversisporales; Gigasporaceae.
GACUUGCAAAUCAAAAUAAUAUGAUUAGACUAGAUACAUUAAGUUUAACUUGGACAAUAUUUUCUACAGAGACAAUGGCACCUAUUGGAGUUGAGAGUUAUAGCGCUAUUCUUUUAAACAAUUCGUCUAUAUUAUAUAUUGGAGGCCAAUCAGAUAGCAUUAAUGGAUUUCUUUACGCUUCACUUGAUAAGUCUACAUCGGGAGAUAUUCCUUCGCCACGAUCUGAUCACGGGGCUGUAUAUACCCAAAUUUUGAUUCUUUAUGGAUAUCCAGAUUCUUCAAUUAUGGCACUUGAUAUCUUGAAAUUUGAAUGGUCAAGACCUACAAUUUCGAGUGGUGACCCUAACAUUAUUUUAAGACGUUUUACUUCAAUACUAAUUGGAGCAUACGUUUUUAUUGCAUUUGGAGCAUCUGGAUCUGGAUGGGGGAUGAAUAGCACAAAUAAAGUUUUUCUUCUUGAUGUGAGUCAAAAAGAUAAUUAUAAAUGGGUUGCAUCAUAUGAUCCUGCAAAGCCAUUUCAACCUGUUCAAUCUUCUAUGACUUCAGCAUCUAUUAAUAUUGGUGCAAUUAUUGGAGGAACAUUUGGUGGAAUUGCGAUGCUUAUAAUAUUAUCAACUGCAGCAGUCCUUAUUAUUAAAAAAUAUGGACGUACCUCUCAUUCUUUUAUAAUUACACAAACAACUUUUCUAUACACUAGCCAACGUGAUUAA